AAAAUCUUAAAUUUCCAAAGUUUGCAAAGAUAUACGAAUUGCAGAAAUGGAGACAACUAUUAAAUUUUCAAGUCUUGAAAAAUCAAUUAAAAUUGAAGACAAUAAGCUAUGGGGCGGAAGAUUCGAGAAAGGAUUGGAUCCAUUGAUGGAAGAAUUUAACGCUUCCCUCAGAUUUGACAAAAGGCUGUAUUCGGCGGACAUUACAGGAAGUAUUGCUUACGCGAAGGCUCUCCGCAAAUGUGAUCUUUUAAAAGAAAAUGAACUGAAUUUAAUAGAAGAAGGAUUAGAGAAUAUACGGAGCGAAUGGCAGACCGGGAUGUUUGUGAUCAAAGGGGGUGACGAAGACAUACAUACGGCUAAUGAAAGGCGACUAAAGGAAUUGAUUGGCGCUGAUAUUGGAGGCAAACUGCAUACCGGCCGCAGUCGUAACGAUCAGGUGUCCACUGAUAUGAAAAUUUGGUUAAGGGAUUCACUUAAAGAAUUGCUUAAAUAUAUGCUUAAACUCAUUGAAGUAAUCAUCAAAAGGAGUCUGCAAUAUACCGAUGCAAUAAUGCCGGGCUAUACACACCUACAACGGGCACAACCCGUAUAUUUUAGCCAUUGGUUGCUGUCGUUUGCAUUCAUGUAUCAACAGGACUGCGAACGACUCAUAGCAGCGUUGGAUCGGAUGAAUGUGUGUCCACUCGGAAGUGGUGCCAUCAGUGGUAACCCUUUCAAUAUAGACAGAGAUUUUUUGGCCAAAGAAUUAGGAUUCAAGUCAUGUUCGAUGAAUAGCAUGCAUGCGGUCGGCGAUCGAGACUUUGUGGCAGAAUUCCACUUCUGGUCUUCGCUAACAGUUAUACACUUCAGUAAAAUGGCUGAAGAUUUGCUUCUCUUUAGUACCAAAGAAUUUAGUUUCAUUGAAAUAUCCGAUUCUUUUAGUACCGGAUCUUCACUUAUGCCUCAGAAGAAGAACGCCGACAGUCUUGAGCUCAUUAGAGGAAAGUCCGGAAGAAUUGUUGGCAAUUUGACAGCAAUACUGGUUGUACUGAAAGGCAUUCCCAGCACUUUCAAUAAAGAUCUUCAGGAGGAUAAGGAGGGAAUGUUUGAUUCAUUUGAUACAAUGAAAAGUUUGAUUCAAGUAAUAACCGGCGCUAUCGACACAUUAACGUUGAAUAGAAACAAAUGCAUUGAGGCUUUGAGUAGCGAUAUGUUGGCCACAGAUAUUGCCUACUAUUUGGUUCGCAAAGGCGUGUCGUUCCGGAAAACACACGAAUUGGCCGGAAGUGUUGUGUCGACAGCCGAAAGGCUAGGCCUCGAAAUACAUAACUUACCGCUCAAUGUGUUUAAAGAGAUUUCGGAGCAUUUCGAUGAAGACAUCAGACUUUUGUGGAAUUUCGAGAAUAGUGUCAAUCAAUACACAGUGAAAGGAGGGACGAGUAAAGCAAGUGUUUUACAACAAAUCAAUUUCUUAAAGGAUUGGCUCAAAGAUAACACGGAAUGAAAUUAAAUAAUAAAUAUAUUCAAUAAAUAUAAGUUAUAAACGAUUUUAUGAUUUAUUAUAUAAACUAUUGAAAUGACAUUACAAUAUAAUAAUGGAUGAAAUUUCUACAACAAUAAG
Molecule: messenger RNA, 1600 nt
Organism: Medioppia subpectinata
Lineage: Eukaryota; Metazoa; Arthropoda; Arachnida; Sarcoptiformes; Oppiidae
Source: the annotation of a GenBank genome assembly